AUGGCAUCCGAAGAGGAUCGAGCGAUGCCUCUGACCCCGCUUGAUGAAUGCGAGUAUCCGGUGGUGCUAGGACGGACCCUCACAGAGAUGGCUGACGAUGAUGAAGGGCAAGGAGACGUGUACGCGUCUUUUGGCUACGAAUUCCAACCAGCAUCCAUAGACAAAAGCACCCCCGCGCUUGUGAGUGUUGACAGGUCUCGAGGAGUGCAGGUGCUCAUGGGCUCGUCAACGGGCGGUGUGAGCUUUAAAGGCAAAGUGUUGGAGAACAAGGAGACAGACUGCCUGCUGAUAUUUGAUGGCUCCGGCUUUCGGCUUGAGCGGUGCCCGUUCUCCUGCGUGCAGCUGCGUCAUGUGCGCGCCCCCACGCCACGGCAUCACACGCCGAAUGUGAAACGACCAAGGGGUCGACCGAAAGGAUCCACGAAGACAGCCAUUGCAGCCAAGAAAGCACAUGCAGAAGCUGAGGUCAAACCAAACAACGACACGUGA
Molecule: messenger RNA, 489 nt
Organism: Phytophthora infestans T30-4
Lineage: Eukaryota; Oomycota; Peronosporomycetes; Peronosporales; Peronosporaceae
Exons: 2
Coding region: 1-489 (162 amino acids)
Biological process (GO): regulation of transcription elongation by RNA polymerase II; positive regulation of DNA-templated transcription
Cellular component (GO): super elongation complex
Molecular function (GO): transcription elongation factor activity
Source: RefSeq, a predicted model, not a curated record